Messenger RNA from Closterium sp. Naga37s-1, 675 nucleotides. The record is from the annotation of a GenBank genome assembly. Lineage: Eukaryota; Viridiplantae; Streptophyta; Zygnematophyceae; Desmidiales; Closteriaceae.
AUGCUUCGCAACACUUUCUCCCCAUGCUUUGCUACGCUGUCUCCCCCAUGCUUCGCUGCACUGUUUCCUGCACACCCCCUUCCGUUGGCAGCACUGCUCUCGCUCUCCCUCUGCGGCGCAGCGCGCGACGUCCAUCGUGUGCUGCAGGAUGCAAGCCACGGCCUCGACACUGGAACGGUCAGCGGCAGCACGAGUGGCAGCAGCACGAGCGGCGGCAGCGGUGGCAGCAUAAGCAGCGGGAGCACGGAACUCGAACUUUUUGAAGCUGUAAGCAACCGAGCUUCCUCAGAGCUCGGCUCACAAACCAACAUGGGCGCCAGGUUCAUCGUUGAUGUGAACAUCACAUCGACGCAGCAAAGGGCGCUCUUCAUAUUCACCGUGACAAACGUGCCGAGGACCCCAGCGCCAGUCUUCUCCAACUCCUCCUACCACACCAACGCGGGCCACCUCGUGGCAACGUUUGCAUGCGUGCCCAAGCCCAUCACCAUACUCGGCAUCUACAUUUGCACCGCCAGUUCUCUGGCCAACAUCACGGUGCCGUUCAAGCCGGUGAACAGGCCCAAGGCGCUGGUGGAUGCGGGGUUCUUCUCGAAUCCCUCCGGCUUCUACUCCACCAUCACUGUGAAUGGCGUCAUGCUGCGCGGUGGCAUCACCGCCUCUGUUGCUAACCUGUGA